UAAGCGUUAAUCUGCGUCUGGUGCGCAGGCGCACAAAUGCAUUGGCGGUCGGGAUGGACAAGGUGCGCUUUCGAAGGGGGAACUAAUCGACCCGGUUUCGAGCCUUGACCGCGUUGGACGCCCACUGUUUACAGAAAAUCUCAACUCGUAUGAGGAAACAUCUCUUGGUCUCGAAGAUCACGUUUUGACUUGAGAUGUUGCGUGAUGGAAGAUGUUGUUCUAGCCGUUUUCUCAAUGUAGAUGCGUUUUGCACGGAUUACGCGUAAAUGAGAGAUUUCGUGAGUACAGAUUUGGGAGAAUUGAAGCGUUUACUUUCUUUGUGAGGUUCCUCUGACGAUUAAAAGUGUUUUCUUUCGGUUUGAGAUUGAGCCAGACGUUGAACAAAGCACUGCUGAUAACAUUACCACUGUGACUUUAGUGGUCAUCUCAACUCAAACUCAUGAAUCUGGGCAUUCUGGAGAAGAAAAAUCAUCUCAUACGGGACUUAUCAACUAUUAGCGGAUACAUUUUAAGAUAUACGUUGCACACAUGACGCAAAAACAGGGUCAUUUUAAAGUGGUCCAACAGAAUAUUCAAUCUAAAUCAUCUCUCUGGUUUCAUCCAGCAUCCUAUUCUAACCCCAACUGUGUGCUAUCUGAUCUGCUGAGCCAUGCUUUAUAGCUGCCCGCAUUCCCAACAUGGGGCAAAAUGUGAGCUAAUUGAAUUACAAGACUUGGCGCCAGAUGAUCGCAUCGAGUUAGCGCCCCCUACCUGCCCUCCGGUCACCGUGGGACAAACGCUGGAAAGGUGGAGCAAAGAAAAGGUGGUGCGGAUGGUUGGGGAACAGGUGCGUUUGGAGGACCCCGAUUGGCUGAUGGGUAAACCCGGGCAGGGGCAUGACUUCCAGCCCUGCGGUCAAACGCAGUUGAGUUGGUGUGACCUGUGCGGGGAGUUUAUAUGGGGACUGUACAAACAGAGUCUUCGCUGUACACACUGUAACUACACCUGUCAUUCCCGCUGUCGACCGUUUAUUCAACUGGACUGCAGCUCAAACUGUGAUUCCAUCACCGACCAAUCAAACUACUGUGAGGACACGAUCGAAACAGACACUAAUGUGGAUGAACAAGUAGACUGGAGGAAGCUGGAGCUGUCUGUCAGUGAAACUCAACAGAAAGUGAAAGAAUACAAUGCUCAGGUCAACAGCAACCUCUUCAUGGUUCUGAACCGUGACGGGUCUUACACUGGCUUCAUAAAGGUCCAGUUUAAGCUGGCCCGCCCCGUGUCUAUCCCACCUCCACGGAGCCCGUCUUCCUCCUCUGGAUUGGAUGACGAAUGUCAGGAAGAUAAAUCACUGAAGCAACGCACUUCAUUUUACCUGCCCAGAGACACAGUGAAACACCUGCACAUCAGCUCAAACACGUGCGCCAGAGAGGUCAUCGAAGCUCUGCUGAAAAAGUUUACCGUAGUGGACAAUCCCGCAAAGUUCUCGCUGUUCGAACGCAGCGAGCGACAGAAUCAAGUGUACUUGAGGAAGUUAGCAGAUGAUGAGCACCCUCUGUUCCUGCGUCUGUGUGCUGGACCUAACGAGAAAGUCCUCAGUUUAGUCCUUAAAGAGAAUGAGACGGGGGAAGUUAAUUGGGAUGCAUUCAGUUAUCCUGAACUCCAGAACUUCCUGCGUAUACUGAAGCGAGAGGAAGAGGAUUACGUCCGACAGAUCGUGCAACGCUAUGCCCUGGCACGGGAUAAGAUGAAAGACGCUUUAAAAAAUGUUAGCACACCUGGCUGAAAUGUAAACUGACUGCUUUUUAUACCUCAGAAAUGAAAAGGAACCAUACUUAGGACGCUCAUACAGGGCUUGUUUGAAUCCAAAGAGUGUGUGGAAGUACCCUUUGUCCUUAAAUGGUCGAGUCCAUUAGAGGGCAUGAGAGGGGUUGUAAACGAAUGGAAAAUGGAGUGAGAGUGUAGGUUUAAGUGUGUCUGUGAGGAGUGUGACUUUACACUGGUAGAAAUACUGCUGUUGUAGCUAGAUUCAGUUGAAUGCUGCUUCAGUGGAGUGUGAAUGCAUACAAUAAUGCAAAUAUUUUAAAGAGUAUUUUAAGAUACAUCAUUCAGAGGUUUAAACUGACAAUAGGAUGCUUUUACAGUUUCGUCAGAUAUUGAUGUACCCAUGUAAAGAUAUUGGCUGUAAAUUUCUCUGGAAUUAAAAUAAAAACAUAUAUUUUUC
Molecule: messenger RNA, 2203 nt
Organism: Xyrauchen texanus (razorback sucker)
Lineage: Eukaryota; Metazoa; Chordata; Actinopteri; Cypriniformes; Catostomidae
Gene: rassf1
Product: Ras association domain family member 1
Exons: 7
Coding region: 650-1765 (371 amino acids)
Biological process (GO): Ras protein signal transduction
Cellular component (GO): microtubule cytoskeleton; nucleus
Source: RefSeq, a predicted model, not a curated record